This is a messenger RNA of Penicillium atrosanguineum, 2190 nucleotides long. Its product is annotated as bifunctional terpene synthase/polyprenyl synthetase family protein. The record is from RefSeq and is a predicted model, not a curated record. The transcript has 8 exons. Lineage: Eukaryota; Fungi; Ascomycota; Eurotiomycetes; Eurotiales; Aspergillaceae. The coding region runs from base 1 to 2190 and encodes 729 amino acids. Gene Ontology annotation, molecular function: prenyltransferase activity. Gene Ontology annotation, biological process: isoprenoid biosynthetic process.
AUGUCACACGGCAAUCAAGUGUCUCAAAAGCAUUUUGUACCAGGUUCCAUUCCUGUACCACCGGAGAAGUAUGAAGGAGAGGAGUACUUCUGCAAAUUCACCCCCCGCAUCCACCGCGAUGCUCACCUUGCAGAUUCAGGAUGUUGGCAGUGCCAGCUAGAUCUCUUGGGCUCACAAGGAGAUGUUCAUGCAAAAGCGGUCCGGAGCGGGAGCAAUAAGAGCUAUGCUGUUGGCUGCAUAAACCCCACCGUUGGCAAUUUUACAGCCUUGUGCGCAAGUGAAGCGAUCCCUGACCGUCUGGCUCUAAUUUCGUAUAUCGUUGAGUAUGCUUACGUGCAUGACGAUGUCAUUGAAUACGCCGAAAAGAAAACCGAGUCGCAGCUUUGGGAAGCGAAUAAUCAAUUAAUGGAAGGUUUGAACGACAAUGGAGAUACACGACUAUCUACGAGAAAUAAUGUGAGAAGGCAGCUACAGGCCAAAAUGGCCACAGAGCUAUUGGAGAUCGAUAAAGAACAAGGGAAAGAGAUCCUGCGUCUCUGGAAGGAGAUGUCAAGUGUCUUUGUGGGAAUCAGAGAUCUUGAGUUCAAAAGAUUGGACGAUUAUCUCCCAUCGCGCGCCAUUGAUGCAGGAUGCCCAUGGACCAUGAGCCUGUUGUGCUUUUCUAUGGACUUUUAUCUCACAAAAGAAGAGAUCCAAUAUACUGCAGCUCUCACAAGGGCUGCAUACGAUGCUUGGGUUCUGGUCAAUGACUAUUUUUCUUGGGAAAAAGAAUAUCAAAACUACGAGGCCAACGGAAGCAUCGGCCAAAUUGCCAGUGCCGUCUACCUCUUUAUGAAGUGGCACAACAUCGAUCCAGUCACAGCAAAGAAGAUGCUCCGGAGUGAGAUUAUAGCUCGCGAGGAAAAGCUUAGCAAGCUUAAGUCUGAAUACCUGGCUCGUGGAAACAUGACGGACAGGAUCCUUAAGUGGAUCGAAUUGUUGGUUCUUGUGACAGCUGGAAACUUUGCUUGGAGUAUGACCACAGCGCGCUACCACGCUGAAGCUGAAGAUGCCUAUCCCGGUCUGCGGGCUGCAAAUCAGAACAAGCAUUCUCUUCCCUCUUUUGACAGCUUUAGCGCACCAAUCACACCCCGUACGAUAGCGGUCAAUGGAGAAAAAUCUCUGAACUCGAAUGCGCGAGAAUUUCCGGAUAAUUCAGAAUCCAGCAAGAGUGAUGAUGCUAGCAGUCCACCAACAAGUUGCGAUUCAUCCAAGUGGAAUGAGGAAGGAAAUGAUAUUCUUUCCACUCUAUCGGCAUAUGAAGGGAUUGCUUUGGAGCCUUAUGUCUACAUCAAAUCGCUGCCAUCAAAGGGAGUUAGGAGUGCAGCAAUUGACGGUCUUGAUGUCUGGUAUCAAGUUCCGGAGAUAUCACUCAAGAAAAUCCAAGAAAUAACGGAUCUGCUUCAUAGUUCCUCACUGAUGGUCGAUGAUAUACAGGACAACUCAGCCUUGAGACGCGGUUCUCCUGCUACACAUACUGUCUUUGGGAUAAGCCAGACAAUCAACUCUGCCAACCUUCUACUGAUGAAGGCCUUAAAGGCUGCGACAGCGUUGUCUGCAACUGCUGUUUCCAUUUUCACAGAAAGUCUCAUAGAAGGCCAUAUCGGCCAGGGAAUGGAUCUAUAUUGGACAAACCAGACGAAAAUUCCAACCAGGGAGGAGUAUUUCACUAUGGUUGACGGUAAAACAGGUGGCUUGUUUGUUCUAAUAGCCGAGCUGAUGCGCUCUGAGGCAACCGUGAAUAAAACUCUCGACGUGAAGCUACUUAUGAAGGCCGUUGGCCGCUUCUUCCAGGCGCGUGACGACUACAAAAAUCUCCAAGAUGCAGAUUAUAUGGAGAAGAAGGGUUUCGCAGAUGACCUUAGCGAAGGCAAGAUCUCUCUCCCACUCCUCUACGCCCUGAAAGCGAAAACACCCCAGCGCCUCCGAUUACUCAAUAUCCUGCAGCAACGAAAGGCUGGUAACUGCCUAUCUCCUGAGCUACGGAAGCUGGCAUUGGACGAUAUUGUAGCCGCUGGUGGACUAGAGUAUACCAAAAACGUCAUAAUUGAUUUACAAGAGAAAGUAAGCAUGUUGUUGGCGCAAUUUGAAGAUCAGGCAGGGGGAAGGAACUGGAUCAUCAGAUUGAUGAAGAAGCGGUUGGAAUUUUGA